UCUUCAGUUGGUAAAAUGAAGAAAGAAAAGAUGAAAUCCGUUUUGAGGGAAUUUUCUUCUUCCAUUUGAUGCUUUAGCAAUUCAAACAAGCGAUUUGCUGUAAUCUCAAUUCCAUUUCCAUUGAUUCCAAACCCUAAUCCGUAUCAUACGCAAUCGUCAGCUUCUCAUCUUCCCCAAUCCCUUCCCUUUUGGUUAUCUGACCUGUGUUUUGGUUCGGAAUCCAAGAGAGGAUGAGUUCUCAGAAGAAGAGAAAUUUCACGAUAGAAGCCUUCAAACAUCGUGUGGUGGUUGAUCCGAAAUACGCAGAUAAAACCUGGAAGAUACUUGAACAUGCCAUUAAUGAAAUUUACAAUCACAACGCUAGUGGCCUUAGCUUUGAGGAGCUUUACAGGAAUGCUUACAAUAUGGUUCUUCACAAAUUUGGAGAGAAACUUUACUCGGGGCUUAUGACCACCAUGACAUCACAUCUGCAUGAAAUUGCAAAUUCGAUUGAGGUUGCUCAGGGAGAAGUCUUCCUAGAUGAGCUAAACAGGAAAUGGACAGACAAUAACAAGGCGUUGCAGAUGAUCCGGGACAUACUGAUGUACAUGGAUAGGACAUUCAUCCCCAGCACUCAUAGGACCCCAGUUUAUGAGUUGGGAUUGAACUUGUGGAGGAGCACUGUUAUCCAUUCACUCAAAAUCCAGCCUAGGCUACAGGGCACACUUCUUGAGCUGGUGCACAGAGAAAGGAUUGGUGAAGGUAUAGACAGGGGUUUAAUGCGGAACAUAAUAAAGAUGUUGCUGGAUUUGGGGUCAACGGUUUACCAAGAGGACUUUGAGAAAACUUUUCUUGAAGAGUCGGCUGCUUUUUAUCGUGGUGAAUCUCAGCAGUUUAUUGAAAGCUGUGAUUGUGGAGAUUAUUUGAAAAAAGCUGAGACACGUCUUAACGAAGAGAUUGAAAGAGUCUCCCACUAUCUGGAUUCUAAAAGCGAAGCCAAGAUUUGUAAUGUAGUGGAGAAGGAGCUUAUAGAGAAUCACAUGCACAGGCUUGUACACAUGGAGAACUCUGGCUUGGUCCAUAUGAUUGUGAAUGAUAAAUACGAGGACAUGGGAAGGAUGUAUUGUUUGUUCCGAAGGGUGCCUAAUGGACUCCCAUUCAUAAGAGAUGUAAUGACUUCUCAUAUUAGAGAAACUGGAAAACAUCUGGUUACUGAUCCUGAGAAGUUGAAGGAUCCAGUGGAUUUUGUUCAGAGAUUGUUAGAUGAGAAGGAUAAGCUCGAUAAGAUCAUCCACACAGCAUUUAACAACGACAAGACGUUCCAGAAUGCCCUGAAUUCAUCGUUUGAGUACUUCAUUAACUUGAACCCAAGGUCGCCAGAGUUCAUAUCAUUGUUUGUGGACGAUAAGCUGCGGAAAGGACUAAAAGAGGUGAGUGAGGAGGAUAUUGAGAUUGUUCUGGACAAGGUGAUGAUGCUUUUCCGUUAUCUCCAAGAGAAGGACGUGUUUGAGAAGUAUUACAAGCAACAUUUGGCGAAGAGGCUUCUUUCGGGGAAAACAGUCUCGGAUGAUGCUGAGAGAAGUCUAAUAGUUAAGCUUAAAACCGAAUGUGGCUAUCAAUUCACCUCCAAGUUGGAAGGGAUGUUCACGGAUAUGAAGACAUCUCAAGAUACAAUGCAAGACUUCUACGACAACAUGGUUGGUGGCGAAGCAUCGGAUUACCCCUCACUAACAGUCCAGGUCCUCACAACUGGAUCUUGGCCAACUCAAGCGUCCAUCACAUGCAAUCUCCCUGUUGAGAUCCUCGGGGUAUGCGAUAAGUUCAGGACCUAUUAUCUCGGAACUCAUACUGGCCGGAGAUUGUCGUGGCAAACAAACAUGGGGACUGCGGAUCUAAAGGUGACAUUCGGUAAAGGGCAGAAGCACGAACUGAACGUGUCGACAUUCCAGAUGUGUAUCCUUAUGCUGUUCAACAACGGAGACAGGCUAACAUACAAAGAAAUUGAGCAGGCAACUGAAAUACCUGCUGCGGAUUUGAAAAGGUCUCUGCAGUCUUUAGCCUGUGUUAAGGGGAAGAAUGUGCUGCGGAAAGAGCCCAUGAGUAAGGAAGUUGGGGAAGAGGAUGCUUUCUUCUUUAACGAGAAGUUUACGAGUAAAUUGUAUAAGGUGAAGAUAGGAACGGUUGUGGCCCAGAAAGAGUCCGAACCUGAAAAGCAGGAGACGCGACAGAGGGUGGAAGAAGAUAGGAAGCCACAGAUAGAGGCGGCGAUAGUGAGGAUCAUGAAGUCGAGGAGGGUGCUGGAUCAUAAUAAUAUAGUUGCGGAGGUGACGAAACAGCUGCAAGUCAGGUUCUUGCCAAACCCUGUGGUGAUCAAGAAACGAAUAGAGUCCUUAAUAGAACGAGAGUUUCUAGAGAGGGACAAAGUGGACAGGAAGUUGUAUAGAUAUCUUGCUUGAACAAGGAUUGUAUUCCUCGUUUGUCUGUUUGUUGUUUGUUUUCUGGUGGUGGUGGUGCAAAGUGCAACUGCUGGGGAUCUUAAUUCAAUAUACUGUGCAAGCUAAAUGUAAUUCUCUGCUUUAUUUCUCUACUAUACCUUUUGUUUUAUACGUUUCUGUCAAAAUUAAUUUGGUCAUUUCUUAACUGAAGACCACCUUCUCAA
Molecule: messenger RNA, 2638 nt
Organism: Impatiens glandulifera
Lineage: Eukaryota; Viridiplantae; Streptophyta; Magnoliopsida; Ericales; Balsaminaceae
Product: cullin-3A-like
Exons: 2
Coding region: 231-2435 (734 amino acids)
Biological process (GO): ubiquitin-dependent protein catabolic process; protein ubiquitination
Cellular component (GO): cullin-RING ubiquitin ligase complex
Molecular function (GO): ubiquitin protein ligase binding
Source: RefSeq, a predicted model, not a curated record